This is a messenger RNA of Effrenium voratum, 2622 nucleotides long. The record is from the annotation of a GenBank genome assembly. NCBI's taxonomy places the organism in Eukaryota, Dinophyceae, Suessiales, Symbiodiniaceae.
AUGCACACCCGUCCGUCCGUCCGUCUCCUUCUUCCCCUGCUCGCCGCCGGCCUUCUGGCAAGCGCGGUGCACACGGCCGAUGCGGCCGAAACGCUGACCGUCUACACCUAUGACAGCUUCACCGCCGAAUGGGGGCCCGGCCCGCAGGUCGAGACCGCGUUCGAAGCCGAAUGCGGCUGCGACCUGCGCUUUGUUUCGGUCGCCGACGGCGUCGCGCUUCUCAACCGGCUGCGCCUGGAAGGCGGCAACACCGACGCCGACAUCGUGCUCGGCUUCGACACCAAUCUGACGGCCGAGGCGCGCGAGACGGGCUUUUUCGCCCCGCACGGCAUUUCGCUCGACGCGGUCUCGGUGCCCGGCGGAUGGAAUGACGACGUCUUCGUGCCGUUCGACUACAGCCACUUCGCCAUCGUUUACGACACCGAGACGAUCGAAAACCCGCCGACAUCGAUGGCCGAGUUCCUGGCCAAUGAAGACGGGCACAAGAUCGCCAUCCAGGACCCCCGCACGUCGACCCCCGGGCUCGGGCUGAUGCUUUGGCUGAAAAAGCUCUAUGGCGACGAGGCGCCCGAUGCCUACGCCAAGCUCGCCGACCGGGUGCUGACGGUGACGCCGGGCUGGUCGGAAGCCUAUGGCCUGUUCACCAAUGGCGAGGUCCCGAUGGUGCUCUCCUACACGACCUCGCCGGCUGUCCAUAUCGUGCUCGACGGCACCGACCGCUAUCAGGCGAUGGCGUUCGAGGAGGGCCACUACAUGCAGAUCGAGGUGGCCGCACAGACGACCGCCGGAGCCGAAAACCCGCUCUCCGCGCAGUUUCUGAGCUUCAUGACCGGACCCGGUUUCCAGGACAUCAUCCCCGAAACCAACUGGAUGAUGCCCGCCGGCGAGACGUCCAAACCGCUCAAUCCCGCCUUUGACGGGCUGGUCGAGCCGGAGAUCACGCUUCUGUUCGAUCCGCAGACCGUCGCCGAAAACCGCGCGGCCUGGACCGCCGAGUGGCUCGAAGUGAUGAGCCGCUCCCUGGCGGGCAUCUUGCUGGCGGCCCUGUGCCUCGUCGCGGUCGGUGCGCUUGUCGUGCAGGCGGGCGGCGCCGGCGGCGCCGGCGCGGUUCUGACCGACCCGGUCGUCUGGCGCAUCGUGCGCUUCACCCUGUGGCAGGCGUUCUGGUCGACCGUGCUGUCGGUCGGCCUGGCGGUGCCGGUGGCGAUCGCGAUCACCCGCAUGGCUGACGGGCCGGGCCGGCGCGCCGUCCUCGCCCUGUUCGCCCUGCCGCUCGCCCUGCCGCAGAUCGUCGCCGUGCUCGGCGUCGUCGCGCUUUACGGACAGCGCGGCUUCGUCACCGGGCUGGCCGAACGGGCCGGCUUCGACCCGCCAUCGAUAUACGGCCUGACCGGCAUCCUGAUCGCCCACACCUUCUUCAACCUGCCGCUGGCCGCGCGCAUCAUGCACGGCGCGCUCGCCCUCGUGCCGGCCGAAUAUGAGCGCCUGUCCGCGCAGCUCGGCAUGGGCGCGCUGGCGCGUUUUCGGCUGAUCGAAUGGCCGGCCAUGCGCCCGGCUGCCGCCGGUGCGGCGGCUUUGGUUUUCAUGCUGUGUGUGACCAGUUUCGCCGUCGUGCUGAUCCUGGGCGGCGGGCCGCGCGCAACGACGCUGGAAGUGGCGCUCUAUCAGGCCCUGACUUUCGAUUUCGACAUUGUCCGCGCCGUGGUGCUGACGCUUCUUCAGCUGGCCGUCACCAUCGGGGCCGUUGCCCUGUUCGCAUUCGCCGGCGGAUCGGUGGAAGCCGGCAUGACCAUUUCGGCCGGCGCGUCACGCCGCUUUGCCGGCGACCGGCCCGCUGGCGCCAUCUUGGGCGGCGCGCUGACCCUGAUGGCGGUCCUUUACGUCGGCGCGCCGUUUGUUGCGAUCCUUGCAAGCGGCUUGGCCAGCGACCUGACGGAUUUGAUCGUCCAGCCGCGUGUCCGGCGGGCCAUGCUGACCUCGCUCGGCCUCGGCCUUUGCGCCGCGGCCCUCGCCGUCGGGCUGGCCUAUGCGCUGUCGCGCGGCGCAGCGGAAAUGGCCGCAGGGCGCCGCUUCUCCGGCCGGCCGGCCUUCACGGAGACGGUUCUGACCAGCGCCCCGUCGCUGAUCCUCGUGGUGCCGCCGAUCGUCAUCGCGGCGGGCUGGUUCAUCGCCCUGCGCACGGUGACCAACGUCUAUGACGCAGCACCUUAUCUCGUCAUCACAGUCAACGCGGCCAUGGCGAUGCCGUUCGCCGCGCGGCUGAUCCAUCCGGCCAUGCUCGCCGCCGAAGAGCGCAACGGACGUCUUUGCGCCCAUCUCGGCCUUGCCGGCAUGGCACGCUGGCGGCUCGUCACCUGGCCGGUGCUGCGCGCGCCGCUGGUCGCCGCGCUCGCCUUCGCGCUCGCCCUGUCGCUUGGCGAUCUGGGCGUGAUCGCAUUGUUCGGCUCCGAGCAGGUGCAGACCAUGCCCUAUCUGAUCAUGCAGCGCAUGGGCGCCUAUCGCACGCAGGAUGCCGCCGGACUGGCGCUGAUCCUGAUGGUCAUGACAAUGGCGCUGAUGCUGGCCGCCGAGCAUUUCGCGCGCCGAUCACGAACGAUGGUGACGGAAGGAAGCAGCGAAUGA